This is a messenger RNA of Cucumis melo (muskmelon), 1171 nucleotides long. RefSeq names its product probable protein phosphatase 2C 28. Gene Ontology annotation, cellular component: cytosol; nucleus. The transcript is spliced from 6 exons. Gene Ontology annotation, biological process: protein dephosphorylation. Gene Ontology annotation, molecular function: protein serine/threonine phosphatase activity. Lineage: Eukaryota; Viridiplantae; Streptophyta; Magnoliopsida; Cucurbitales; Cucurbitaceae. The record is from RefSeq and is a predicted model, not a curated record. Bases 71 to 970 code for a protein of 299 amino acids.
AUAUAUAUAUGAUAUUCUCCGAUUCCUAAACGAACGUUAUUGUGCAAAAUACUUUGUAUACGAUAAGGCCAUGAUGAAGAAAAGGAAAUCAAAGCGAGUAAAAAUGAAGCUCCCCAAAGAAGCAAAGGAAGAAGUUCACAGCAUGAACAACGAAGACGAUGAACGAGAUUGGGAUCUGGAAGAUGAGGGAGGCUUGGCGCAAAUAAGACGACGAGAGUUUACUUAUGGAUCUCAUCUAGUACAAGGGAAAAUGAAUCAUGGAAUGGAGGACUAUAUAGUUACUGAAGAUCGACAUGUCGACGACCAUAAGCUAGGACUAUUUGCAAUAUUUGAUGGCCACUCGGGUCGCGAUGUCGCAGAGUACUUGCAGAGCCAUCUGUUUGAUAACAUCUUAAGCCAGUCUGAUUUUUGGGAAGACCCUGACGGAGCAAUCAGGAGGGCAUAUAAAGAAACAGAUGAAGAGAUCUUAGCUAAAAAGGUGGGAACGAGAGGAGGUUCAACAGCAGUCACUGCUAUACUAAUCGAUGGGCAGACUCUAAUUGUCGCUCACGUAGGCGAUUCACGGGCGGUGAUAUGCAGGAAUGGUUCGGCAAAACCGAUUACGGUUGAUCACGAACCGGAGAAGGAGAAGGAGCUUGUUGAGAGCCGAGGUGGAUUUGUUGUACAAAUGCCAGGGAGUGUGCCAAGGGUGGAUGGUCAGCUAGCAAUGUCAAGGGCAUUUGGCGAUGCUAAGCUGAAAGAACACAUUACUUCAGAACCAGAUAUCAGGAUCGUCGCUAUUGAAAAUGAGACUGAGUUCGCCAUUUUAGCCAGUGAUGGCCUCUGGAAGGUAAUAUCAAACCAGGAAGCUUGUGAUUGUAUCAGAAAAAUGGCUAUGGAUCCUCAAAAGGCUUCAGAGAAGUUGAUCAAAGAGGCAUUGUCUAAGAUGAGCUACGACGACAUUUCCUGCAUUGUUGUUACCUUCCACUGAACAUCUCCAUUUCUCUUUAUAUUUUCAGAUGAGUUUUAUGCAAUGGGCCAUUGAUGCUCAGAACAAGUUUAGUUUUGUCUGUAUAAGAUCUGUGGUCACCACUUUCUUCUUAAAAUGUGUCUUUCAUGGGAGCAGAAAAAAAUUACUUCAAAUUCAAAUUCGCUUUUCAGAAUGAUACCAAUAUAAAUCGAAGUACUUCAA